This is a messenger RNA of Colletotrichum scovillei, 819 nucleotides long. RefSeq lists its product as uncharacterized. Bases 1 to 819 code for a protein of 272 amino acids. NCBI's taxonomy places the organism in Eukaryota, Fungi, Ascomycota, Sordariomycetes, Glomerellales, Glomerellaceae. The transcript is spliced from 2 exons. The record is from RefSeq and is a predicted model, not a curated record.
AUGACACGCCACCACCGGCCUACGGCGCUCCAUCUCGCCGCUGUCCUCGCACUGCUAUCCGCCACCACGAACCUGCCCGGCCUGAUGUUGGUCCCCGGCGUUGCGGCAGUAGAGGAACUGGAGGCCGAAGAUGUCCCGCCCGAAUGCGCUCAGGUUUGCGCGCCUAUAGUACAGCUCACGGCGCGGUGCGAGGCACAAGUGGAGGCCCAGUUCGGGAAGGACAAGCGGGAUCUACCGACUCGACGAUACCCAAAUGAAUCGGUGAAAGACAGAAAUGUCAAGGAGAUAAGAGAAUGGAGAGGCGAUGGAAAGAGGAGGAAGAGGAGGAAUCUCCAGAGGAUGCUGGGUCGGAGACUCGGCGGGAGACAGGAGCCGGAGUCAGAGGACAGCAGCGACGACGAAGAGGAGCCCACGGCGAGUCUGGUUCCGGGGUCGGGACUCGCUGCGGUGCCUACGUUGGGCGUCGGGCGCUCGGCGAGCGCGGAGGAGGCUGCGAAGGAGGCUGACAAGAAGGCUGCUGAGGCGGCGGCGAAGAGCGCUUCGAGGGCGUGUGUUUGUGGGGAGAGGGGUUUCGAUGUAGCUGGGGCUGCGUUUGGGUGUUUGUCGUGUGUUUCGCGGAAUGUUACGGCUGUGGAAGCCAAUGAAGUGCGGUUUUGUUGCCGCGCCGGCCGCUCCGGCUCCGGCACCGCCGGUCACUACCAUCUCUACAACUACGAUCUCCCUUCCACCGGUAGUGCCGCCGCCGGUGCUGAACCCAGCCGUGACAACUACCUUACCGGCAAACUUGGCGCCCAUUCAACCUUUCCCAUCGUCGUCUAG